AACAGAAGCCGGACCACAUAUGGACAGAACCAGAAGUUUCCGCUCAUAUUUUCCCGUCACCACUAUCUUAUAUAGGAGUUAAAGUCAUGCCAUAUCUCAUUCUUUCUUUGGCUCUUUAGGGUGUCUAAACAGAUGGACUUACAGAGAGCUUCUGCUCGUUCACAGGCAGGUCCUUCAGUAGACAUGACCCAGAGCACAGAGGAGGACACUUUGGUGGACGGACCACUGAUCUCUGCUGAUGCACUUCACUCUGCCAUCAGGAGAGAGUUUCAAACGUUGCCAACACAUCUUCAUGCUGGCUUGUUGUCUCUUCUGCAUAUUGUCUACGUUGUGUUGUCAAUAUGCGUGGCUGUUUUGUGUGUGCUGAAGUUUGGACAAGAGGAGAAGUGUAUGGACUUUCUGGGCAACGAACAAGGCAGCAGUAUCAUCGUGUACGCCAAGGUGUGUCUGUGGGUGCUGGUCCUGGUGUUCUCCCUCUGUGUGCACCGUCAUCACGAUAAAGUUCGUAGCAGAGGAUACCUGCAAUUUUACAGACAAACACGGCGGCUGAAACAUCUGCCAUUCGCAAUACACUCUUCAGGAAAUGCUCUGUUGUUGAUCGUUCUGUCAGCAAGACUUUCACAGACGAUGCUCACCUACAUCCUUCUCGGCAUUCUGGGGCUGGAGUUUUUGUUGACUUUCCCAUGUCUACUGCAUUACGCAGGUAAAGGCACAUCUCUUGUUAUAGUAACAUAUUUAAGAUGAUCACUUAAGUGCACAUACCUAGGAGCUUGUUUUAUAUAAAAUAUUAUAAUGCACUUUUAUGGUAUUAUGGCACACAAACAUUUUAUCUCAAGAAAGUUUAGUUACACAUAACAAAUUAUGAUUUUUAACUUAAUCUUAUAACAAUACACAAAUGCACAUCUGCUGAUACUCAGUCUCGUCUGGAAUUUAACAUGUGGUCCAUAAAGAAAAGUAAAUUAAUUUUUUUUCUUGUUGGUAAUGAGGAUGUCGCAAGAUUCUGUUGUAAGAACGAAGAGUUAAAUUAAGAACUGCCAUAGUUUGGAAGCACAAACACUGAGAUAUGUUAUUCAAAUGUUUACAAUACAUUUGCAGAUAAAAAAUAAAGUAUUAAUUGAGGAAGACGGGUUAAAAGAGUGUGUCCUAAUAUGAACCCCCAGCAGUGUAAGCAUGUUGCAGCAUAACUAAUAGCAAUGCUCUGGGUCACUUAAAAACACAAAGGUUCUUGCCAAUGGAAAGGCUUAGUGCAAGGUUAAGGGCUAAUGAAGAUAUUUUUAGGGAUCUCACCAUCAUAAUUCAAAGGGGUGCUGGUUCACUGGAGUGGGGGGCCCAUUCAACUAUGUGAUAUUAAGGAUUUGACGUGCCUAUCUUCAAUUUCCCCACUAACUCCUUGAGUAUUGGCAUUAGGAGACUGUGAGUAGGUGAAUGCUUUAACUUAUGUAUGGAUAAUUUUCAUUUAUUUCAUUGUUUGUUUCACAUCAGACCACCCAGUGUUUUGUGUUUUUUGUGUUAUGUUUUGUACAAAUGAGGAAAAAUGUGAGUAAAAUGUGAUUGAUAAGAAGAAGAAAAAAACACACAAAGGGAAGAGACAGAUGGGGUUGACCAGCAAACCAGAAAUACAGUGUUCAGACAAAAUAUAAAAAAUAA
Messenger RNA from Oryzias melastigma (Indian medaka), 1647 nucleotides. Its product is annotated as transmembrane protein 192-like. Gene Ontology annotation, cellular component: late endosome; lysosomal membrane. The transcript is spliced from 4 exons. Lineage: Eukaryota; Metazoa; Chordata; Actinopteri; Beloniformes; Adrianichthyidae. Bases 133 to 744 code for a protein of 203 amino acids. The record is from RefSeq and is a predicted model, not a curated record.